Messenger RNA from Closterium sp. NIES-65, 2388 nucleotides. The record is from the annotation of a GenBank genome assembly. Lineage: Eukaryota; Viridiplantae; Streptophyta; Zygnematophyceae; Desmidiales; Closteriaceae.
AUGCUACCGUACCUCUUCCCUGACCUUGCUGCCUUUCCCACAGUCGCUGAUCUCAUUACACACCUCCGCACUAGUGACACUCGCUACCGCGCUGCGCUUCCUACUGAGUUUUGCGCCAAGAACCCCCCCCCCAUGUACAUCACCCUCUACUACAUAGUCACCCGGCUCCCUGACUCGCUUCGCAUAGUCAGGGACCACUUCCUCUCCGUUUGCCCCACCACUCUCACCGUUGACCUCCUCGACAAGGGCCUCCUAGCAGCAGAGAAGAGCAUAUUCGCUGUAGGAGCCUCUCGUGGUGACCCUCGCACCCCCGUUUUUGAGGGUCGGUCGGCGCUGCGUCUGCCCCUAGCGGGAGACGCCGCACCGGCAAGGGCAUGUGGGGCAAGGGCGCUAAAGGGGCUGGCGGGGGCGGUGGAGGUGGUGGUGGAGGCAGUGGAGGGGGUGCGGGUGGUGGUGGGAGUGGUGGCGGGGGUGGCCGCGGCGGCGGCAUCAGUGGAGGCGGAGGAGGUGGCGGUGGCGGCGGAGGGAGCGGAGGUGGCAGAGGAGACAGAGGUGGAGGACGCGGUAGAGGCGGCGGCGGCAGUGGUGGACCUAGUCGCGGCUCUACGCAGAGGAGUGGCUCCGGUGGUGGUUCGCGCCAGCAGUAGCAGAGCAGUCAUGAGACCCUGUCCCCUCAGCAGCUACGUGAGUGGUACGCUGCGCGUCAGCGCGGUGGGGGUACGGGUCCCUGCACCUACGGCGGGGGUUGCUAUCUUUGAUCUUGACUUUGAUGCUAUUCUUGCUGCCAUGUAUGCUGUUGAUGAUAGUGUUGUGGGUGACUGUUACCUGUGUGUACCGCUUGACCCGGGCAUUGAGGCUACUGCUCCAGGUGCUGGUGAGGCUGCAGCUCUCGGUGCUAGUGCGUCUGCUGCCCAUGGUGCUGGUGAGUCUGCGCUCUCAGACCGCACCACUCUUACGCCGCUCAGUCGGCCGGAUGCAGUCUCCCUCGCGGACCCCUCUGGGGGUCCUUUCCUUGCUAGCUUCUCCACUGUCUUACCACUCUCCUUUGGCACCACCGCCUUGGUCACCCCUCCCUGCCUCGUCUCUGAGGCAUGGCCUCCCGUGUCCUUGUCUCUGGUCUCCCUCGGUCUCUCCCUCCCCUACCUCCGAGGCGUGGCCCUACCUGCGUCCCCUGCGUCGAGGGGCGACAGCGCGCCGCCCCUCACUCCUCUGAGUUUCCUCCGACAGAGGCUCCGCUGCAGACUCUCCACAUGGAUGGUGGGGCCCCGCCGCGUUAGUGGGCGGGUAGUGGGCGGGGCGUGGCGGUACUUCCUGCUGGUGUUUGACGACUACUCGCAUUACACCACAGUCUUCCCCUUGCGCAGCAAGGGUGAUGUCACUGAGGUAGGCGGGGAGCUUUCCUCUGCGCGUCUGGGAGCCUUCUGUCGUGCACAAGGCAUCCGCCAGACCUUCACGAUUCCGGCCUCUCCACAGCAAAAUGGGAUUGCUGAGCACCGCAUUGGCAUGGUCAUGGACGUCGCUCGUACGUCCAUGAUGCAUGCGGCUGCCCCCCAUUUUCUGUGGCCGUUAGCGGUUCAGUACGCCGCGCAUCAGCUCAACCUUCAGCCCCGGGUCUCCCUGCCAGAGACCUCCCCCGCCUUGCGGUGGACUGAGAAGGUUGGCGAUGCGUCUGCGUUUUGGGUCUGGGGAUCUCGGGCGUUUGUCCGCGACUUGUCUGCGGACAAGCUGUCCCCCCGUGCUGUUCCCUGCGUCUUCCUUGGCUUCCCCCCUGACCCGCCUGGGUGGCAGUUUUACCACCCCACCUCGCGACGUCCUCCCCCGGUAAACCCCCUCCCGCGUCAAGGUCGUGCCCCGUUAGGUGUGUCCAAGGUAGACGCAAUCGAGCCUGUCGAGGUAGCUGUUGACUCUGGUGCUGCUAGAGGUACUGAGCCUGCAGGUGCCGGGUCUGGAGGUGCUGAGUCUGGGGGUGCUGAGACUGGGGGUGCUGAGCCUGGGGCUGCUGGGUCGUGGGUUGCUGAGACCGGGGGUGCUGAGCCAGGGGGUGCUCGGUCUAGGGGUGCCGAGCCUGGGAGCGCUGGGUCUGCUCGUGUGGCCGUCGGCGGUGCUUCGUCGAGCCGGGAGCCACUUUCUCCACAAGAGCUGCGCGAGUGGUUUGCCCGCUGCUUGAGACAUGCUGCUGCGAUUGGGGGUGCAGCUGGGGCUACUGCUGGAACUGGUGGCGGUAGGCUGCUGGAGCUGACGGUCCUACUGGAGUUGGUGCUGCUGGAGCUGGAGCUGUUGGGCGUGUUGGCGCUGGUGGUGCUGCUGGCGCUGGUGCUUUUGAGGGUGGUUGAGUUGGCGCUGGUGGAGCUGGAGGUGCUGCUGGCGCUGGUGCUCCGCUGCAGGUAG